This is a messenger RNA of Parus major (Great Tit), 2546 nucleotides long. RefSeq names its product glucosaminyl (N-acetyl) transferase 3, mucin type (gene GCNT3). NCBI's taxonomy places the organism in Eukaryota, Metazoa, Chordata, Aves, Passeriformes, Paridae. The transcript is spliced from 2 exons. The record is from RefSeq and is a predicted model, not a curated record. Gene Ontology annotation, cellular component: membrane. The coding region runs from base 812 to 2089 and encodes 425 amino acids. Gene Ontology annotation, molecular function: acetylglucosaminyltransferase activity.
AUAAGGAAAAUCACGCUAUGUAAAGCCAGUGUCCACAAAGGAGACAGAGGAGUCCUGCAACUUCAUUCCAAUAAAGGGAGAGAGCCUAUUGGAGUGCACACCCUCGGGGUUUUUUCUCUCGAUGUUUUAGAGGAGGCAGCCUCCUUUCAUCCUAAACUGCUGGCCGCAUGGUGCCCUCUUCCUUCCCCACUUGGCUGAGGCAUUAGGAAGCUACAGCCUUCCCGAACAGCUUACCUCAUAUUCCCCCUUGAACCUGUCAUUUUACCUCCGAGUUUAGAAGUUCUGAUUUGUGCAGACCCUUGUCUGUUUCGGGAGUCAGACAGUCAGGGCUCUGCAACAAACCUGCUGCCUGAAAUUAGUAGAGACAUUAGGGUUAAAAACCCACAUCUCCACCCAUCGAAUUUUUCGUAAAGACGUUAGCACACAUCUUCCUUCACGAUCAGAACACUGGAAAAGCAGGUUAGACGCCAAAGUAAUCUAGUAAAGUCUUUGUAAAAGACUUUAUGUGCAUUACAUAGAGUGGAAUUCUAGAGGUAUUUUCAUUGCAUUACAUGCUGGACAGGGUUUAAGAUGAAAUAUCAUGUUUUAAAUAGACGCAGGAGAUAUAGAACCACCCCCAGUGUUGAUAAAACCAAACAGAGCCACGCCACGGGGAGGGAGGGGACUGUUGUUCACCUGCGGUCACACCGGGAUCGCCCGGGCACUGCUUCCUCACCUCGCAGAGGCAGCAGGUGCCUCUUUGCCGGGCUGCUCCGGGCUGGGGCCCGCUGAAGACAGCGCAGCCGGGAGGAGAGGGCAGAAGCCCGGCGGGAUGCAGUGCUGGGAGCGGGCCCCGGCGGCGCGGCGGCGCUGGGUGCUGCUGCUCGGGCCGCUGGCGCUGCUCGCCGCCGCCCUGGGGCUGCGCGGCACAGCCCGCCCCGACCCCCCUGACCCCUCCCGCCUCCACCGGGCGCUGGAGCUGUCCCCCAGCCGCAGCAUCAACUGCUCGGGGGUCGUCCGCGGGGACCAGAAAGCCAUCCGGGAGGCGCAGCUCAGCAACCUCGAAGUGGCGAACAGAAAGGCUUCACCGACGCCGGGCGAAUACCUGAACAUUACGAGGGACUGCAGAGCCUUCAAGGAGACCCGGCGCUACAUCGAGUUUCCCCUCAGCCAGGAGGAGAAGGACUUCCCCAUCGCCUACUCCAUGGUCAUCCACAACAAAAUCGACAUGUUUGAGCGGCUCCUGCGGUCCGUCUACUCCCCCCAGAAUGUGUACUGUGUCCAUGUGGACAGCAAAUCCCCGGCCGCCUUCCAGGAGGCCGUGCGGGCCAUUGCUGCCUGCUUCCCCAACGUCUUCGUGGCCAGCCGCCUGGAGAGCGUGGUCUAUGCCGCCUGGUCCCGGCUGCAGGCCGACCUCAACUGCAUGCAGGACCUGCUGCAGAGCCCCGUGCCGUGGCGAUACCUCAUCAACACUUGCGGCACCGACUUCCCCAUCAAGACCAAUGGCGAGAUAGUCCGGGCGCUGCAGCUGCUGCAGGGCCAUAACAACGUGGAGUCGGAGAAGCCCUCAGCCGCCAAGCAGCAGCGCUGGCAGUACCACCACGAGGUGGGGGAGACCAUCUCUCGCACUGCCCAGAAGAAACUGCCGCCGCCCCACAGCUACCCCAUGUUCACGGGCAGCGCGUACAACGCGGUCACACGGGACUUUGUGCAGUACGUCUUCGAGAACCCCACGGCACAAAAGUUCCUCGAGUGGUCCAAGGACAGCUACAGCCCUGACGAGCACGUCUGGGCCACCCUGAACCGCAUGCCGGGCGUGCCGGGGGGCACUCCCCCCAGCGACAAGUUCCAGCUCUCGGACAUGAACGCUCUUCCCCGCCUGGUCAAGUGGGAGUACCUGGAGGGGGACAUCAGCAAGGGCGCGGCCUACCCGCCCUGCACCGGCCGCCACCAGCGCUCCAUCUGCAUCUACGGGGUGGGCGACGUGCCCUGGAUGCUGCAGCAGCACCAUCUCUUGGCCAACAAGUUCGACCCCGAGGUGGACGAUGCGGCCCUCCAGUGUCUCGAGGAGCACCUGCGCCACAAGGCCCUGUACGGCCGGGGGCUCUGAGGGGGAGCCGCGGAGACUCUGGCCAGCACCUGUUGCCUUCCGUGGGCGGGUCUAGCCCACGGCGCCUCGGGGACAGCGGGAGAGGAUCCCCUGGGCCCCUGAGGGGCCCACGUCUCGGCGCGGCCCCGGGGAGAAGCUCCAUUGGUGGGCGCGGGGCUGUCCGGACGGACGGACAGACGGACGGGCCGGCCCGGUGUGGAAGGGCGGGAGGCUCAGCCCGGCCCGGCCCGCGGGGUCCCCUCAGAGGGCGCGGGAGCGCCGCUCUCCCCCGGAUCGGCUGGAGGAAGCGGGCGGGGCGUUUGCCUGGGUCUAUCGGCAAAGAGCACCGCCCGUUCCUGGCACCCUCAGCGCUGCUCAGCUGAACAUCUGGCUGCUGCUUUUGCCUCACUAAACUUCGGCUCCAUCAGAAGCCGUUAGUCAAAAGUCAACCUUCAAUAAAAUCCAAGAUACUAAAAUA